GGCCUGGAAGGGACCCUAAGGAUCAUCUGGUUCCAAGCUGAGCAGCCUCGCAGCACAGCAGGUUGCUGCGGCCCCUGUCCAAGCUGGCCUUGGAUGUUGGUGGGCAUGGGUUUUGCUGAGGCCUUGUUGCUCCUCUGUGACACCCUCCCUUCAGAAUGGCUUCUGGAUUCCCGAAAAAGACACCGACACCUCGUCUUUUGCUGAGGGAAAGACUGCAGCCUAGCACUCUGCUUCCCUCUAAGUUCCAGCAGGAGAAGUUUCUCAGCACAAAGAAGGAGGCCAGCACUGGGGGGAGUAUUCUGCCCAGAAUUGGCCCAUGGAUAGACCUGAGCAAGAAUGGUCCAAAGCUGCCGUCAGCUGCCCCGAAACAGAGCUUGUUUCAGGUUUCCCCACCAGAGAUGGUGUUUCAGAACUUCGUGGCUCGGGAGGUCUCUGAAAUGGUGCUGUCUGUGACGAAUAAGGACAAGAUUCCUCGGCUGGUGAAGGUGUGCAUGGAGAGCUGCCCUUAUUUCCAGCUGGCGUGCCCCAGGGGUGUGUACCACACGGUGCCAGCAGGCGCCUCUGCCCCGUGCGCAUCCACUUCAGCCCCUAGGAGAACAAGGAUUAUUCCCACGAGCUCACCUGCAUCACUACAAGGGGAAGGAUAGUGGUGCCAAUUCGGGCCAUUGCUGCCCGAGCUGUCCUGGACUUCCCUGAGCAGCUGGACUUCUCCAGGUGUCCAGUCAAGAGCAGCAGCCAGAAGACUCUGCUGCUCCACAACUCUGGGAACCUGGAAGCUCGUUUCCAGCUGAGCACCCAGAGGCAGAGUCUUUUUGGGCAGUCACAGAGAGAGCUGUGCCUGGAAAAAUUAAUGGAGGAGAAAGAAACAGGGAAGGAGAAGGGCUCUUGUGAAGAUCGUGCUGCCCUCCUGAGAGCCUCGGGGGAGAUGGCAAAGGUGCACCAGGACCCCAUGUUCUCUGAUGACGUUUCUUUCAUUAAGCCAAUGGAGGGAGAAAUCGAGCCGGAUGGUUUGGCCAAAAUUAAGAUGACUUUCAAACCCCUGGAAGCAGUGGAGUAUCAAAGUGUGGCUUGUUGCAGCAUCUCAGGCCGUGAGAGCAGGCUGCCCCUGCACCUCAGAGGGGAAGGCCAAGGACCCUUGGUUGAGCUCAGCUGUGACACUCUGGACCUUGGGGACAUUUUUGUCAAUACCCCCCAUGUCUGUGAGGUGAACCUGAUCAACCAAGGAGCUCUUGAUGCUCCCUUCAGCUACAUCCCUUCGGCCACAAAGGUGGGCUUGGGCUUCAAGUUGGCACCCCAGGAGGGCAUCAUUGCAGCAGGUGGGAGCCAGACUCUCCAGAUCUCCUUCAGUGCCACCGUGUUGGGGAGGUUUGAGGAAGAAUUCCGGUUCAGUCUGGCUGGAUCUCCUACGCCUGCCAUCCUGACCAUCAAGGGCAGCGUCACUGGACCCAGUUUGCACUUCGACCUCCCUGAGCUCGACUUUGGGGACAUCUCCUUUGGCUUUCCCUACACCCAGCGCUGCCGGCUCACUAACAGCUCCCCGGUGCCCGUGACGUUCCAGCUCCGCAUGUCGUUCGAUGGCACGCAGCCGGCCGUGGACAGCGUCGAUCAGAUCCGCUGCCACAGUGACCCAGCCUGGAGGAAGGGCAUUCACUUGUAUGUGGAGCCCCGGGAGUUUACAAUCACUCCCAGCCGAGGGACCAUCCUGCCCCAGGGACACCAGGACAUCCAGGUGACCCUGUGUUCCAACUCGGUGAUGGAGUUCUACAGGAAGAUGCUGGUGGAUCUGGAGGGUUUUGGCAAGGGAGUGGCAUCAUUGGUCAUCACAGCCAGAUGUCUCGUUCCCAAGCUGCAAGUGUCCCCCCACGUGCUGCAGUAUGAUGAGUGCCUCCUGAAGGUGCCAUAUGAGAAGAAGUUCCUGAUUAGGAAUCCCAGCCACCUGCCUGGCUGCUACGGGCUCAUUGAACAGAAACGCAAGGAGGACGCUGCUGUGCUCUACUCCAGCCCCAGGCCCUGUGGGAUUGUCCAGCCUCACAGCACUGCAGAGAUCCCAGUGCUGGUGGAAGUGCAGGCGCUGGGCACGCAUCAAACCCACUGGUGA
Passer domesticus (house sparrow) is the source of this 2098-nucleotide messenger RNA. Its product is annotated as hydrocephalus-inducing protein-like. The record is from RefSeq and is a predicted model, not a curated record. Gene Ontology annotation, biological process: axonemal central apparatus assembly; cilium movement. The transcript has 16 exons. NCBI's taxonomy places the organism in Eukaryota, Metazoa, Chordata, Aves, Passeriformes, Passeridae. Bases 851 to 2098 code for a protein of 415 amino acids. Gene Ontology annotation, cellular component: axoneme.